Molecule: messenger RNA, 2204 nt
Organism: Alligator mississippiensis (American alligator)
Lineage: Eukaryota; Metazoa; Chordata; Crocodylia; Alligatoridae
Gene: C1H6orf120
Product: chromosome 1 C6orf120 homolog
Exons: 2
Coding region: 1154-1765 (203 amino acids)
Source: RefSeq, a predicted model, not a curated record
GCGCCCGGGCGUUUUCGCGGUGACCUUGUUGCUGUGCUCGUGCAGCCGUCUGAAAAAUAAGAGCUGCCAUAUCCUGGGUCAGACCACAGCUACCUCUGGUCUUGCCGACUCCCAGGACGUCCCAGGCAGCCUCCUCCUGGCCUGAGCCCAACCUGAGCGGGAGGGCGCCAGGGACGGCAGGGCUGCACCGCUGCCCCUUGUCUGCCUCUGGGCAGUCCCCGCUGACACUUCGCACUGAUUUGCGAGUGCUGUGCCUGGUGCCCCACUCCUGCAGUCUUCUUAACCUGACACCCUCCCUCCCUCUCUCCCUCACUGCUUUGUCUUUUAUUUCUUUCUAUUCAGGUGGCACAUAUCUGGUAGCUGCCUGUUAAUGGGAGAGGGAGGCUGCUAACUUUUGCCCUAUUUGCCUUAUGUGUGUCCAGUAGGCCUGUGCUACACAGGGGUAGAGAAUGGAUGUGGAAAGGAUGAGUGAAUGGGUCUGAUCAGGGUUCUUUUUGCACUGUCCCUCUCUGGCUUGCAGCCUCCAGCACUUGGGUCCAGAAGUUGAUUCAGCAUGUCCCUAAUCCCUACGCUUUAUACCUACCGGUUGCACCUUCCCUCCAAGAAUUGGUCCAGUCCUCUUUUGAAUCGGACUAAACUGUCAGCUUCCAGCACGUCUGGUGACGAGUGCCACACUUUAAUUCCACACUUCCUUUUGUUUGUUUUGAACUUUCCCUCCUAGUUUCAUUUUCUGACCCCUAGAUCUUACUUUGCCAGUGGGGCUGGUCUAUAUGUACUGCGUGAUUGCCUAGUGAAUUGUGUAAUACGUGGCAAGGAGCCUUAGGGUGUUACCAUAAUGCAACGUGUACUGUGCGCUGGGGUUCAGAAACUAACUUGUCAUGCUUGUGGAACAGGAUGAAGUCUCUAGAUCAGACCAGAGAUUCAUUGCUAUUACGGCCAAGCUGAAACAUUAAAAUGUCCGUCUAUAGCUAGGGUAUUGGAAACUGCAGAGAGGAUCAGCUGUUUUUCAGGCCAGAAAAUUAGUCAGAGUAAUUACACUUGAAAUGUAUGCCUGUUUGCAGUCAUGCAUUUUGUGGUGCAGUACUCUACAGGGCAGUAACACAGAAUCAAGCUACCAUACACGUGCUAUGAGAAACGCCUUGGAAUUGAAGUGAUGUACAGGAUAUUUACACAUGAUGUGAGAAUUUGUUUAAUGUCAAACUUGGGAGUUAUGGCAGCACAUUGGAUGAGAAUGCUGGUGAUGCUUCUAGCAGCUCAGGCGUUGCUUAUGGUAAAUAGUUUUGAGGAUGAAGAUGUUCCUGCAGAAUGGAUUCUUCUUCAUGUUGUUCAAGGUCAGAUUGGAGCUGGAAAUUACAGUUACUUGAGACUAAAUCAUGAGGGGAAGAUCGUGCUUCAGAUGCAGAGCUUAAAAGGUGAUGCAGAUUUGUAUGUAUCUGAUAUGACUCUUCACCCCAGCUUUGAUGACUAUGAGUUACAAUCUGUAACUUGUGGCCAAGAUGUUGUUCACAUACCAGCACACUUCCGUCGCCCAGUGGGAAUAGGAAUUUAUGGUCACCCCUCUCAUCAGGAGAGUGAAUUUGAAAUGAAAGUAUAUUAUGAUCGAACAGUUGUACAAUAUCCCUUUGGUGAGGCUUCCUACAACCCAGACGAGAUGGAGGCAAGCCAGAAACAGUUGCAUUCAGAAGAUGAAACUCAGGAUGAAGAGUCUGUUUUUUGGACUAUAUUUAUUGGAAUCUUGAAGCUAAUACUUGAAAUUCUUUUUUAAAAUAACCAACUGGACAUACACACUGGGCUAGUGCACUUACAACCUGUGAAAUUGAACAUGAAUAAUUUGCUGUGAGCAUUGGUACUUUUUUUGGUAAAGUUUCCUGAAGAGGUAUUUGGGUUAACUUUUCUAUGCUGGAGAGGGGAAAAGAAAAGCCAUAUCUAACUUUCUGUCGUAAAUCCUACCAUACAUAAAAUGAACAGCAAGCACAGUAUUCACAGUUUUCUUUAUAGAUCAGGGUUGAACAAUGAAUGUACAAAGGGAACUUCAUAAAAAUUCUCUAUUACUUUGAAUAGGUGCUUAAGAAAAAAAAAGGACUUUGAUAAUUCAAUGUAUUUUCUAUUAAAAUUACUAUUUUAUAUGAAGAAAAGUUGUAAAAUCUGAGAAGCUGCAGUUCUAACAUCCCCUCCCAAUUUAAAAUAAAGAACUAAUUUUCCAA